CCCGAACCAACAAAGGCUCGUCUUGGUGACGUAAAAAUGACCAGAGAACAGAUCAUGGCCUUGCUGAACAAAACCUCUACUCAUGAAGCUGAGUUACGUUCGGUCGAUCAAGAACGAGAGCUUACAUAUUUCAAAGUGAUGGAAUGCAAGGAACGAAAUGAGAAACGUUUAAGCGAGAUCAUGGAGCUAAAGGACUGCAAAGUGAUCACCUGCAAGAAGUGUGAUUAUACUUGGCAUGCGCAGUCGGAUUUGUGCAAGCAGAAGGGACACAAGGUGACGCAUCACGUGGCAACGAAGCGGUUUUUCAGGUGUCGCGAAUGUUACACGCGAUUCGUUCUUUAUCAGCCGUAUCCGACGAAACCCUGCAGCAAUUGCAGAUCGACGAAUAUCGUCAGAGUAUCGAUGAAGGAGGAAAGAAAGGGUCUGAAAACGCCAUGUGAAAAUAUGAAAGCUCUUGCUGUAGGUCCGUUUAAAGAGGCAGACAUUUAA
Molecule: messenger RNA, 489 nt
Organism: Soboliphyme baturini
Lineage: Eukaryota; Metazoa; Nematoda; Enoplea; Dioctophymatida; Soboliphymatidae
Source: the annotation of a GenBank genome assembly